AUGCAAACCAGCUCUCGAAAGAUACCAGGCUAUGCGCUUGCGUCCACGUUUGUGGCGCUCGGUGGUAUACUCAACGGAUUUGAUACAGGAUCAGUGGGUGCAAUCACUGAGAUGCCCUCCUACACUGGAACUUUUGGUCAUUUGUCGCCAACCAUGCGCGGCUUCACCGUCUCGUUGAUCAUGCUUUGCGGCGCCAUCCCAGCAACGAUCGCCGGACAUCUGGCAGAUCGGUUUGGACGCUUACGCAUCAUGAUUGCGGGCGCAGUACUGUGCACCAUCGGCUGCAUACUCGAAUGCGCUGCGUUCCAUCUUUGGCUGUUUCUCGUCGGACGUGCCUUGAUGGGCAUCGGCCAAGGAUUUGCUCUCACCAAUAUUGGGGUGUACAUCUGUGAGAUCGCACCGAGUCGAAGUCGCGGUAGAUUUGUAUCUCUGCAGCAGUUUGGAGCGGCGAUUGGGGUGUGCGUUGGCUAUUUCUCGUGCUACGGGAGCAUUCACAUCAAGGGCGAUAUGUCGUGGCGCUUGCCAUACAUCCUUCAAGCGGCGCUCGCAGUACUUUGGGCGACUGGGUCAUUUUUCUUACCAGAGAGCCCGCGUUGGCUCAUCUUGCAUGGACGAAGAAACCAGGCGAUGGAAGAGCUUAGGAAGUUGGACUUUGGGACAGCUGAAGCGGAAAAAGAUGUGUUACGGCCUGUCGAGUCUGCGGCUGCUGAAGACCAGAUUGGAGUAUUGGCAGGCUUACGCUUGAUAUUCACGAAAGAUCAUCGAUCGCAAACAUGGCUCGCAGUGUUCAUACUUUCGUUCAUUCAGCUCAGUGGCAUUGAUGGGGUGCUCUACUACGCGCCGACGAUUUUUGCCCAAGCAGGAAUACCGUCACAGACAGCAUCAUUCCUCGCAUCUGGCAUCAGCGCUAUCCUCAUGCUCGCCUUUAGUAUUCCUGCCACACUUCUCGCAGAUAAGUGGGGUCGGCGCACGUCUGCCAUUUGCGGUGGAGUGAUACUCUCCGCGACCAUGCUUCUGAUCGGCUCUCUGUACGCUGCGGAUGCUGUACACUCAUAUGGUGCGGCGCGAUGGGUCGUUAUCGUUUCCGUGUUUGUGUUUGCUCUAGGAUACGUCUCGACCUGGGCCAUCGUCGGAAAGAUAUAUGCGUCGGAAAUCCAGCCCACCAAGACCCGUGCGACGACCAAUUCGAUGGCGACGGGUGGUAGUUUUGUGAGUGAAAUGCCUAUGCUGCCCAGCUACAAAAAAAUCCAUAAUCCCCUUGCGCAUCGCUUACUGAUUCGUUCCGAUCAGCUCGCGAAUUGGCUGGUCGCUUUCGCGACCCCAAUCUUCCUGGCCAAGUCGGCGUAUGGUGCGUACUUCCUCUUCGGUGGGGUUGCCCUCUUGACACUAAUGGUGCUUGCAAUCUGCAUGCGCGAGACCCGGGGUUUAUCGCUCGAGGAUAUACAGAUUUCCUUUGCUCGAUCUUCAGCACGAGUGUCACCCAUCUCUCUAGCUUGGACCCGAAGACACGGGUUUGAAGGAUAA
Messenger RNA from Alternaria burnsii, 1524 nucleotides. RefSeq names its product general substrate transporter. Gene Ontology annotation, cellular component: membrane. Bases 1 to 1524 code for a protein of 507 amino acids. Gene Ontology annotation, biological process: carbohydrate transport; transmembrane transport. Lineage: Eukaryota; Fungi; Ascomycota; Dothideomycetes; Pleosporales; Pleosporaceae. The record is from RefSeq and is a predicted model, not a curated record. The transcript is spliced from 3 exons. Gene Ontology annotation, molecular function: carbohydrate:proton symporter activity.